AUGAGUCGUGGAGGAGAUCGUCGUCCGGCGCCGGACAUCAACGGACUCACGUCGCUCAAGAUCGACAAUCUGUCGUACCAGACGACGCCCAACGAUUUGCGACGCACUUUCGAGCGAUACGGCGAGAUUGGCGACGUGCACAUUCCGAGGGACAAGUACUCGCGACAGUCGAAGGGGUUCGGAUUCGUUCGCUUCUAUGAGUCAGUUUGAGCAGAUGAAAAUGUUAAAAUUUCCAAUAAAAACGGUGGGAAAUGAGGUGGUGCUUUGUUUUUGAGCCAAAAACGAGCAUAUGCUGUUAGGAAAUCAAAAAAUUUCAAUUAUUUGAAGUUGUGAAUUCAACCCUCCACCCCUUUUGAUCGAAAAAUGCAGAAUUUGCCGGAUUUUCAUCAAACGAAGCUAAUUUUUGCAGACGCCGCGACGCCGAGCACGCGCUAGACCGCACCGACGGAAAACUGAUCGACGGACGUGAACUUCGCGUCACUCUGGCCAAAUACGACCGCCCGUCGGACGAGCGAGGGGGCCGUGGAGGUGGUGGCGGCGGCGGAGGACGCAGAAGGUAAACUAAGCAUAGAUUUGGGUGCAAAGACGAGUGAAACAUCGGAAUUCUCGGCCGAAAAUGACCGGAAAUGGGCGUAGGAACGCGAUUUUUGGCAUGGGAAUGUGAAAAUUUAUCGAAUUUAAUCGGCGCGAAACUUUUCAUUAUAGCAGCCGGUCGGAUGGCGCUGAGCUGCUGAAACGGUUGCUGAAAAUCAGUGUUUUGCGGCCUGAGAAAUGUGUGUUGCUGAAAGAAAAGCUGCACGCCGAGUGAAAAUGCUGAGAAUGUGCUGUGAGAGCCGCGAAAAAGGUGGUGAUUGUGAGCUGAAAGUGAGCUGAGAAAGACACGCUGAAAAACACGACGUGUAAGUGAUCGAAAAGUACUCUUUUUCUCCUUCUUCUCCUCCCUCUUCUUCUUCUUCUUCUUCAUCUGUUCCUCAGUUGUUUUUCUCGAAUAUCAUCGGUGGAUUCAUCAUUGAUUUUGGAUGUUGUUGAUUCAAUUUUUCCGUAUUUGCAGAUCGCGUUCGCCGAGAAGACGCUCCAGAUCGCCGAGAUAUUCGCGUUCGAGAUCGGUUAGUCUAGUCGCGCUCUAUUCCUAAUAAUCAAUCAAUCCAGAAUCAUAAAAUAAUCAUCAAAUUUUCAGCCCCGCCGCUCCCGCAGCCGCACCCGUUCCCCGCCGGCCCGUGACCGACGCGACUCCUCUGCAGACCGUGCUCCAGCCCGCAAACGGUCCCCAUCGGGCGGGCGUGGAGACAACGGCGCCGCGUCGGACGGAUCCCCAAAGGCCGGACGUCGCAGCCGAUCGGCGUCCCGCUCGCCGAGCCACUCGCGCUCGCGCUCCCGUUCCAACUCGCCCAACUGA
Molecule: messenger RNA, 1396 nt
Organism: Caenorhabditis sp. 36 PRJEB53466
Lineage: Eukaryota; Metazoa; Nematoda; Chromadorea; Rhabditida; Rhabditidae
Source: the annotation of a GenBank genome assembly